AUAGGCGGGGAUUCCAGCCCCGAGGCGGAGGCCGGCCGGCCGGUGGGCCGGACGGCCGGGCAGACCAGUAGUAGGCUGACCGGCACAGCGGAUGCGGUUGGGUGCGGAACUCUGAGGCAGACGAGCUAGUGUGCAGAGGCGGACUGACUAGUGUGGAGGCGGACUCCACUGCGGACUGCACCGCGGAGUGCACUGCGGAGGCGGACGGACGAUACCGGUGCAGCGUGCGGCAUUUGUGGAAUCGUGACUAGUGAGGACGCGCCUACGGAUCUGCACGAGGUUGUUAUCUGUCCAGGAAUCCGUAGAGCGUGGCCAGUUCUGCGCUCAAACGCGCACCCGUCACGUCAGAGAACCACCCCUCCCCCGCUCCCCACCCUCCCCGCCCGAUCCGCGAUCGGCCAGCCCAGUCAGUCGUGCUCAGAGUCUGGUUUGGUGCGCAGAGACCGAGCCAUGCGUCUGGUGACAGUGAGUGUAACGUGCCUUCUGGCGGCGUCACUGGCGGCUGCUGAAGAGCUACCUCCAAACUGGUGGCUAAUCACAGAUGAGGAUCCAUUCGCUGCGUUACAACAGGAGUUGGGAGACAAUAUUCCUGAAGCGCUUCAAGGAGGACCGGUGGCUGCUGGUGCUGCUACUGCUGCAACAGCUGGGGAACCUUCAUCUGGAGCAGCCGCUUCGGCAGGGCAAGGAUCGGCAUCGGCGUCAGCAGGACCUGAUGGGGCUACCGCUUCUGCAGGAGCCGGCGGAGCUACAGCUUCUGCAGGACCCGGCGGUGCUACAGCAUCAGCUGGAGCUUCCAAUGCCGCUCCCCGUCCUCCUCCAAGAUUCCCUGACCGAUUCCCUCGUCCUCCAGGCUCAGAAGUCCCCGAGUCCUUCCCUCCACCCCAGUCCAACCCAGGACGACCUAACCGACCUCCGAACCGUCAGCCAGGAGGAGGUCCGAUCGUCUUUCCCACCGACCGACCUCUUACUGGAAAUGUCGAAAGCUUUCGGCCCACCUUCGGUGGCGAGUGCACGUGCACCCACCCCACCUCGUGUACAGGUCAACUGGACGCCCCUCAGGGCAAGUGUCCUGAAGGGAAGGUCUGCUGUCCUCCACAGCACCGCUACAGGCCAAAGUGCGGCCAGAUGACACCUCAGCCUCGCUCAGCUCAGUCUGUUCGCGACUCGAACGCGCCCUGGAUGGCAGCGCUGUUGGAGAAGGUGCCGAACGGCUACAUCUUCGUCUGUGGAGGGUCACUGAUCCACGAACAGGUUGUGCUGACCGCGGCACGCUGCGUACAGAGAUUUGAAGAGAACAAGGACUCCCUGGUCGUUCGACUGGGAGAAAAGGAUAUUCUGUCCUACGAGGAGAUAUACCCGCCGGUGGAAAUAGCGGUAAAAGACGUAAUCAUCCACGCCAACUACAGCCGGGAGCAAAAGUACAACGACCUGGCUCUGCUGUUCCUGCGUGAACCGGCGCCCCUGCGACCUGGCCUGGAUACGAUCUGUGUGAGGCGAGAGGGCACCGACCUGAGGGACUGCAGCAUCCACAGCUAUGGACUCAGGCAGACAGGCUCGUCACAAUUCGACCUGCGUCUCCGGGAGGCCGAUCAGGCCCCUCUCCCCUACACCGACUGUCAACGGGUACUCCGCGGGACACGCAAAGGACCCUUCUUCCAGCUACACCCUAGCUUCCAGUGCACCACAUCAGACGUGACCUGUGACCUCGGAGAGGACCGCGCCGGCUCACCGCUGACCUGUCCUGACCUGACCCGCCGCGAGCACCAGCUACGUGGGGUGGUGGCCUGGGGAGUUGGGUGUCAAAGCCAGCAGAAGCCGGGGGUUUAUACGAGUGUUACUGAGUUCUAUAGGUGGAUUGAUUUCCAGGUAACCGAAUACUUUGGCUACAUUGAGUCGGCGUUCGGUCCGUUCAACCAGGUAUAGAAGAGAAGAAGUGAAAGAGUUUAGGAUUGUGUGAAAAACUGAUGAAUGUUUCCUGGAGAGCCUAGUGCCAGUGGCGCAGAUUCUGAGGUUUGAUUCAAGAUUAAAAGUGUUGGAUAUGUUUUGUGGAUAAAGAUGUUGUCGAUGUGUGGUGACAUCGGCUAGUGUUCCACUCGGAUUUGUGGGUUGAAAUAUGUUUCACGAGAUUGUCACGAAGUGAGAAUAGGGUGGCUCGAUCGUUAGACGGCAGACCGGCGAUUAGUUCUAGAAAUGUUGGUUAGGAGAGGUGAAGGAAGUGAGAUAGAAAGAGAGAGGGAGUGAGAGAUAGAAGGAAAGAGGGUCUGUAUAGUCUGAUGUAUUUGGUGCCUAUGUUGGUGAUGUGUUUCACAUUGGUUCAUUUACAACAUAAGCUAGGUAAAGUAGGUUUGAUCCUGUAGAACAUCUUCCAUUAUAGAUCGCAUGAUUCUGGUCUUGAAGACCAGAGUGCGCUCACCACUUUUCUCGCUACAGUUACCAUUGUAUUGAAAUACGGCUGCGCCGUCAAUGAAACUGUGGGUCUGACGCUUAGGUACGAAUAUGUUAUAUCAACGAUAGCCCGGUGAAAGAUCUUAGCAUUUUGGUUGAUUACUUGCGACGCUUCUGGAUUGUAAUUUCAGAAAGAAAGUGGUGGCGUGCCGGCUACCGUUCAGCAUGGAUAGAUGGUGCGCCAACUUUGAAGGAUUCGUUCUUAAUUGCUUUUGUGUUUCUACUGCAUAUGCUUGUGUCACUUAUUCCUCGGAAAACCGGGGAAAAUUGAGGUUUUUAUAAAGAAAGAAUUAGGUAUCUAAAUAACGUCAAUAAAAUAUAAGUUCCAA
Amphibalanus amphitrite is the source of this 2774-nucleotide messenger RNA. RefSeq names its product serine protease 33-like. The transcript is spliced from 5 exons. Bases 451 to 1923 code for a protein of 490 amino acids. The record is from RefSeq and is a predicted model, not a curated record. NCBI's taxonomy places the organism in Eukaryota, Metazoa, Arthropoda, Thecostraca, Balanomorpha, Balanidae. Gene Ontology annotation, biological process: proteolysis. Gene Ontology annotation, molecular function: serine-type endopeptidase activity.